This is a messenger RNA of Poeciliopsis prolifica (blackstripe livebearer), 2674 nucleotides long. RefSeq names its product G protein-coupled receptor 184 (gene gpr184). Gene Ontology annotation, biological process: G protein-coupled receptor signaling pathway; negative regulation of G2/M transition of mitotic cell cycle; G1/S transition of mitotic cell cycle. Gene Ontology annotation, cellular component: membrane. NCBI's taxonomy places the organism in Eukaryota, Metazoa, Chordata, Actinopteri, Cyprinodontiformes, Poeciliidae. The record is from RefSeq and is a predicted model, not a curated record. The coding region runs from base 570 to 1610 and encodes 346 amino acids. Gene Ontology annotation, molecular function: G protein-coupled receptor activity. The transcript has 3 exons.
UUUCUUUUCCUCAUUCAGAAGCACACAUUAUAGCAUGCUUGUUAUUAUACCAUUCAGCGUUAACUCCGCCCGCUGCUUGUGUGAGGUCACGUUUCCACCUCCUUUUUCCUCCGUUUGGCAGUUUGCUGCGAACACUCUGCUGACUUGCUGCUGACAUUGAACUUGCUGCUGCUUUCAGGAAAUCCUAAAUAAGAAAAAAGCUUAUUAAGAGAAAUUACAAAGACAAAGGUCCACGUACUUUGUGGUAAUUGCUUUUCUCGCCUGUGACGUUCUCACUCGUUGAGAACAUGUGAGUCUGGAUAUUAAAUUAUGAGGGGUUUAUUUUUCUCUGAAGAACAUUUUCUGACCAGCAGAAACUGAAGCUGAAACAUCUGUGGAACGUGUCCACUCCUUGGCCGGAAGACAGAUUUUCUUCUUCAGACACACAACUCUGAACAAAAACAGAAUCAGCCCAAGAAUAUUGUUUCUGAUGUCGAUGCAAGAAAGUUUUUAAAGAAUCGCUGAGCGACACUGAUGGCACUUUUGAAGGGUGAACUUCCAAAACCACACAGCGGCUGAACACAGAGGACAUGAUGAACGUCACAGCCACAGCAAUGUCAGCCACGCCAAAUGCUACAACUACACAGUGUGUUGCUAUUGGUUCGAAUCCUAUCAGCGAUUUCCUGAUGGCUGUUUACAUCCUGGCUUUUGUCUUCGGCUUGACCUUCAAUGUGCUGACUUUGUAUCCAAUAUACCAGCAAGUAAAGCAGCAGAACGUUUUAGGGAUCUUCCUGCUCAACCUGUCAAUAUCUGACUUGCUAUUCGUCUUCACCAUGCCCCUUUGGAUAAAUUAUUACCGAUGGGACCAUCAAUGGAAACUAGGUGUGACGUCCUGCAGUAUCGCGGGAUUCUUCUACUACUCCAACAUGUACAUCAGCAUUUAUCUGCUGUGUUGCAUCUCUGUGGACCGCUGCCUGGUGGUCUGUUACCCACUCCGCUUCAAGCCCCAUCGUACAUCUCGAUACGCAUGGGUCCAAUGUGCCGUAGUUUAUGCUUUGGUUACAGCCAUACACAUAUUCAUUCUGAUUAAUGACGACUUAGCAGAUGCUCAUGAUGACACAGACAACAGUGACCGUUGUUAUGAGACCUACCCUCUGAAGCCCAAGGUGGCCUUGUAUAAUGUGAUCAGAGUGGGAUUCGGCUUCAUACUCCCACUGCUCGUGUUGGGAGUGAGCUACUGGAGGGUGCUGGCCACUGUGGGGAAAAGUCCCGGCCUGAGUGCCGCAGCUAAGAGGAAAGUUCGUCUGCUAUCCUAUGGAGUAAUUUGCAUCUUCUCAAUUUGUUUUGCUCCCUAUCACAUCCUCCUCUUUGUGCGCUCGCUUGUCCGUUUCUCAUACGAAGAUAAACUUCACUGUGGUUUUGAAAGAAACAUGCACUUCCCCUUCUCCAGCACUCUGGCGCUGUCCAGUCUGAACUGUGUCGUGGAUCCUGUGCUGUAUGUUCUGGUCAGUAAUGGCGUAAGAGAUAAACUGAAACUUUGCUGUGGACGUCAUGAACAGAAAGGGACGGAGGACUUCAGGCUGACUCAGUAUAAAAAAGAAUCAUCUAGUAAUGAUAUUGCCUUGAUAUGAAGGGAGGGCUGACUGUGAUGUGUUAUUUGUUUGUAUGUAUGUAUGUACAAUAUGUAUUAGCCCUUACGACCUCAAUUACAGUGACUUAAAACUACUCAUUCCUGUGACACAGGAUGGGCGAUUGUGAUGCGAAGAAACACAAUCUGUUUCUGUUUUUUUUCAGAAACAUGUUCUCUCAUUUAUGUGACAUGUGAACCAGUUUAAUUCAACUGAAAAACCUGCAAAGGGGAAAACAGAAAAUAGCACCAAUAGCUAUAUAAAGGUGCACCAUUAUUACCUCUUAGUGUACAUUUAACCUUCCUGUACAUUUUUUAUCAAUUGCAGCUAAUCUGAUUAACCUGAAGCUCAGAAAUUGUAACUUUUCUUUUUUUUUUUUUCUUCAGAACUGAGUAGCAGGCUUCCCAGAGGAAUCUAUUCUAGCAUCAUGACCCCAAGUUUAACAUAGUAAUCACUUACUAUGUUAAAUAGUAAGUGAUUACUAUUAAAAUCUGUUGGAUUAUCUGGGAGGGUUGUGAAAAAAGUUCUGGUAGAUUUUGAGGCAGAAUAAGCAAAUAUUGGUUUGACAAGGAGUGUUAAGUCUUAAUGCAAAGAUCACCAGGCUGGUGUGGUUUGAUGUUUAGUAAAAUGUUAUUAUUUAUUUAUUUUUUUAAAUUUUUUUACUUAAACUGAGAAAGUUGAACAUAAUAAAUGUGCCAGUACAUUUGAAACAAAAGUUAGGAAAUGUUUCAAUGACUAACUUCAAAAAUGUCCUGAACUUUUACCAAGUGUGUGGACGUCUAGGGGUCUGUGAGAUGUUUGUGUCUCAGUCUUCAGUAUUUGCAGUGCAGUCUUUUGGCUUACUUGCUCCCGAGGCCUCUCUAUGUGUCAGACAAUUGUUGUUACACGCUUACAAUGAACCAGUCUUUUUAUUUUAUUUUCAUUCUGUGCAUUUUGCACCAUGCAGUUCUUGAAGUGUAAAUAAAAUCAUGCAUGCAAUUUCCGCCACAAAUUAACAUCAAAACUCUUAAACUUUGGAGAGCUGUUGCAGUGGAAAAAAAUGAAAAUAAACCUCUGGUUUGAACAAG